AUGGGUUGGCUGGUCUACCACAAUUUCUCGCUGGAGGCCGCAGUAUGCCCUAGUUGCCACUGGUUAGUGUUGUUGCUCCUGCGUCCUGUGCUAGUAGUUGUACCAGCUGUUCGUGGGCAGGUUGGAAGGGUAAGGCUGGGUGUGUUGUAUGUGCGUGCUGACAUAGAGGAGGCAGUGCCAGAGGGCUUCAGCGUGUCUACGAGUGAGAUGUGCGUGCAUGCAGGAACUGGGCCGCCCAAAAGUUGUCACCCCCAAGUUCAGCUUGAAGCCUCUUGUUCCACGCCAGUCGAGCUCCUUGGACUUGAAGUUGUGAUGGCCCCUGACUGCAUUGGUGAAGAAGCUGAAAAAUUGGCUGCUGCUUUGCCAGAUGGCGGUGUUCUACUCCUGGAGAAUGUUAGAUUCUACAAGGAGGAAGAGAAGAACUAUCCUGAGUUUGCUAAGAAGCUUGCAUCAGUUGCUGACCUUUACGUAAAUGAUGCUUUUGGCACUGCACAUACGGCUCAUGCUUCAACCGAGGGUGUAACCAAGUUUUUGAGGCCUUCUGUUGCUGGCUUCCUCAUGCAGAAGGUUUGGCAGCUAGUGCGUUAUUGGAGAUUGAAGUUUUCUAGCAGGAACUACUUUCGCCCGUAUAACUGCCCGAAAGCGGUGGCUUAG
Molecule: messenger RNA, 654 nt
Organism: Triticum turgidum subsp. durum (durum wheat)
Lineage: Eukaryota; Viridiplantae; Streptophyta; Magnoliopsida; Poales; Poaceae
Source: the annotation of a GenBank genome assembly